AUGCUCACAAACUGCGUAUUCCUUUUAAUUGCUGUCACCACGGUCGCCGCUACACUUCCCGCUUGUACGAAAUGUCCGGUUGGAGGCAUUUGGUCAAACUGGAAAGAUUACACGAGUUGCUCCGAUGUUUGCGGCUUAUUCGGGAAAAAAGUGCAAACGAGAACGUGCACUUCUUGGAGCAAAGGAUGUUCGUGCACUGGCGCCUUUUCGCGAGUCAUUCCGUGUGCUCCAGCUGUAUGCGCUCCGCCGCGGGCUGUCUGCAAAACGGGCUACACGCAGUAUACAAACAGCGUCACAAAGCAAAAACUUUGCGGCAACGUGUCCCGAAGUGACAACUAUGUGGCACCGAAAUGCACGCUGAACAAAGUGUUCAAUCAGUGCCCGUGCCCAGCAGGAGGUCUUUGGACUGAAUGGUCCGACUCGGGCACCUGCAAUGCGACUUGUGGCCUUUGUGGAACGGUGACGCAAAAGAGGACCUGCCGAUCGACGAGCUAUGGAUGUGCGUGCACUGGCGCAGCGACACAAAAAGCCUUUUGUAAGGCGACUCCGUGCUCUACUGGAAGCGCUUGUUGCAAUGGGAACCAAGUGGUGAAGAACCUUGUUUCUGGUGCCAAUCAGUGUGGAGUUCAACUGGGCCCCAAUCAGCUUCUCCCAUUGCCCACGUGUCCAAAGACAACAACGGCCAAACCCAAGACAACUACAAAGGCAAAAAAUUGCUUAUCGUGUACGUUGGCAGAACUGAACGCGUUGAAUGGGCACGGCACCGGUUUCUACACUCAAGGAGGUGUCAUUGUCGAUGGUGUCUCGGGUUGUAAUAUUUGUGGAUGGAGCUGUAACACGACCACUUCGAUGGUUUCCUUCAAAGUUGUGGGCACCGAUUUGACUACAGUAAUUCGAAAUGACAACACUCAUUGUGGAUAUAUCAACAACGAUAACGAUGGACGAUAUCAAUGCUCAGCUAAAGGUGUCUGGCAAUUCAAGACGGCAGCUGGCGUGUACACAGAUAUGGGCAAGUACACGUGUUCCAAGGGCGCCGCCUGUCCGACCACCACAACCACAACCACAACCACAACUACAACUACAACUACAACCACAACACCGAGAAAUUGCUUAUCGUGUACGUUGGCUGAGCUGAAUGCGUUGAACGGGAAUGGAGACGGUUUCUAUUUCCAGGGAAAUGUCAUUGUCGAUGGUAUCUCGGGUUGUAAUAUUUGUGGAUGGAGCUGUAACACGACCACCUCAAUGGUAUCUUGGGAAGUCCUGGGCACCGAUUUGAGCACAGUAAUUUUGAAUGACAACACUCAUUGCGGAUAUAUCAACAACGAUAACGAUGGACGGUAUCAGUGCUCGCCGCAAGGUGUAUGGCAAUUCAAGGCGAGUACUGGUGUGUACACAGAUAUGGGCAAGUACACAUGCUCAAAGGGUGCUGCCUGUCCAACCACUACAACCACCACAACGACACUUCCAGCUUGUCAAUCGUGCUCGCAAAACUUGGACACGCUCACCGGGACCUCGGACGGAACGAUGACUUUCUCGUAUUCAACAGACUCCUCUACAAACUGUUUGAUUGCCAAUUGGACUUGUGCCGAUCCGGGUAACAAUAUGUACUUCUAUGUGGACAAUAUUGAAGAGAUUGGAAUUGGAUGUGAUACGAUAACACCAACUGGAUCGAAUUCGGAAGAUGUUUUCAAAUGUGCUUCCGAUGGAACGUGGUCUCUUGGAACGGCGACGGACGUUCAAAAGAUCUCGUGCACCACACUUGGAAGUUGC
This is a messenger RNA of Mesorhabditis belari, 1770 nucleotides long. The record is from the annotation of a GenBank genome assembly. Lineage: Eukaryota; Metazoa; Nematoda; Chromadorea; Rhabditida; Rhabditidae.